Molecule: messenger RNA, 3567 nt
Organism: Dama dama (fallow deer)
Lineage: Eukaryota; Metazoa; Chordata; Mammalia; Artiodactyla; Cervidae
Gene: CD80
Product: CD80 molecule
Exons: 7
Coding region: 420-1313 (297 amino acids)
Biological process (GO): immune response; cellular response to lipopolysaccharide; cell surface receptor signaling pathway
Cellular component (GO): external side of plasma membrane
Molecular function (GO): coreceptor activity
Source: RefSeq, a predicted model, not a curated record
UUGGACUUAAAAUAUUUCUGAACAUCAGAGUUCCCUAUCAAGUAAAAGGAAGUUGGGAGGGGAAAUGCCACCUCUGUGAAAUAUCACCCGAAGAAAAACCGAGUGACUUGCCAUUAGUUUGAAGACGGCAAGAAAGGAACAUCUCAGAAGUGGAGCCUCAUCCUUCGAUUUUUAACACAAGAGGAAUUGUUCUUUGGCAAGUUGUGAAGAUAAAUCCUGUCUUUUAAUUUUAGGAAUCUAGGUACCAAGAUACUCCAGCCAGCGUUUCCUCGGUGUGUUUUGUAAACAUCACGGGCAAACCCUCUGUGUGGGGGCAACUGAAUUUGUCUUCUGCCCUGCCUGGUGUAAGCUGUGAGGUGCCAGUUCUCACGUGGCUUGAAGCUGUUUGCCUUUGUUUUCCGUCCUCACCAGCAGAAGCCAUGGGUCACACAAUGAAGUGGGGAACACUACGACCCAAGCGCCCAUACCUCUGGCUCUCUCAGCUCUUGGUGCUCGCUGGUCUUUUUCACUUCUGUUCAGGCAUCACCCCAAAGAGUGUGACCAAGAGAGUGAAAGAAGCAGUGGUGCUGUCCUGUGAUUACAACACAUCCACUGAAGAACUGACAAGCCUUCGGAUCUACUGGCAAAAGGACAGCGAGAUGGUGCUGGCUGUCCUGCUUGGAAAAGUGCAGGUGUGGCCCAGAUACGAGAACCGUACCAUCACUGACAUCACCAAUAACCCCUGCAUUGUGAUCCUGGCUCUGCGCCUGUCAGACAGUGGCACCUACACCUGUGUUAUUCAGAAGCCUGAGACAGGGACUUAUAAAGUGGAGCACCUGACUAAAGUGAGGUUAAUGAUCAGAGCUGACUUCCCUGUCCCUACUAUAAAUGAUCUUGGAAAUCCAUUUCCUAACAUCAGAAGGGUAAUUUGCUCAACCUCUGGAGGUUUUCCAAAGCCUCACCUCUCCUGGUUGGAAAAUGGAGAAGAAUUAAAUGCUACCAACACAACACUGUCCCAAGAUCCUGAAACUGAGCUCUUCACAAUUAGCAGUGAACUGGAUUUCAACAUGACAAGCAAUCACAGCUUCUUGUGUCUUAUCAAGUAUGGAGACUUAACAGUGUCACAGACCUUCCAAUGGAAAACACCCAAACCAACCCCUUCUGCUAAUCAGCACCUGCCCUGGACCAUUACUAUCACAGUCUCAGCAUGCGGGAUUGCUGUGAUCAUUGCAGUUACAGUAACAUGCCUGACCUGCAGAAAUGCUGCAAGAUGGAGACAGAGAAGGAGGAAUGAGGAUAACAUGGUAAUAGAAAGGUACCCUCUAUCUACAUAGAAUCUGUGGAAGGAUCAAGCUGACCAGAACACCUGGAGGUCCUACCUCCAUCUGAGAUUGGCCUCUUCUUGGUGCUUCCGCGAACAGCCAGGGUUAUCCCACCUCGACCUUCCUGUAUCUGUUCUCUAGGAGCCCCUUCACUCCAAUGGCUUUGCUGAAAGUGACUAGAGGAGUAUGAUGGGGACAGAAGUCGUUCUGGUGACCUUGCCCAAGGAUUUGGAAACAUGGAAUUCUUUAGGCCUGGAAGAGACAUUAGUGAAAACCACUUACUAAUGACAAGGAUCUCGAAGUCCUGCAUGGUGACCUGAAUUACAAAUCUGGGCCAGAACCCAGAUUUGGUGCUCUGGCUCUGGUGUUCUUUUCCUUCAUGAAUCGGGCUCUGUGCUACUGACUGGUUUGUGUGUAUACACACACAUGUAUCCAUCAAAGUGCUUCUGGAAACAGAAUUUAUUCAGUAUCAUCUAGGUCCAUCUCAAGAGACUUGGUGUAAUGAAGGAAUGGAGGAUGUCAUGCUGUCAAAAGCAAUCUAAUGUUAAUGUAUGGGAAGUCUGUUUUAAGUACACCUAGAAGACAAUGGAAAUAUUACUGGUAUUUAGCCAGGAUUUUAUUCUCACUGUGUUCUCCUUUUUGGCUUUCCCACUUCUCAACCAGGUUUAGGAGAAAGUAGAUCCAUCUAAAACUAAUUUCCUCUGACAUGUAGGAUAAAUGACUUAUACAGUAAGUCCCCUACAUAUGAACCCCCAAGUUGUGAACGUUUAACUAAAAAUAAAUUUUAAUUCCUUUAAAAGUCUUUGAAGUAACAAAAUAGGUAUUAUGCCAAUUUUUAAUUCAAAAGUGAACUUAUGAGCUGUUUCAUUUGUAGUUACUUUCUAGAAUAAGUUAUUGGUUAGAUCAUAAAUUUUAAACAAAAAAAAGUGUGUGUUUUGCACACUUACACAACUUUCUCUAAAUCUUUUCUUAGGGAAAUUUGCAUUUUUCUCCUUAACAGUUUAUUGAUAGCCUCAGUCUUAACCACAAAGACUGGCACUGUGUAUUACAUAUAUUGUUAUGCCCUUGUUCUCUAAUACAAUAUUUACUUUGUAUAUAAAAGUAAAUAUUGUAUUGUAUAUAAAAGCUUACCAACUUUUUCCCAAGCAAUUAUCAAAAAGCAUUCAUUUGGACUUUUCAUAGUAUUGAUUUUUUAGUUGCUCCUGUAAAAAAACAAUUCAGCAAAAUCUAUUCUUGUUUGACCUAUGACCUGGUAAAUAUGAUUUACUUCACAAAACAAAAAAUAGUCAUUCUGUUUGCACUUAUUAACAAGUGGCAAACUUUCAAAAUUGUGAACGUGCAUUCACAUGUCCAAUCAUGUAAGUCAGUUCACGUGUCUGGCUUACACUGUCUCAUGCAUUCUCUAUAAGUGACUGUGCUUUUGUGUACUUUACAGUACUAUAUAGAGUACAGUAGUACAGCAUCUUUAUUUCAAGCCCAGGAUGUCCAGAAGCAAGCGUAAAAGCAGCAGUAUACAGCCAAUUGUGUUAGCUGGGUCCCUAAGCUAACUUUGCUGGACUUACAAACGCGCUCUCAGGACUGAAUUCGUUCAUACGUAGGGGACUUACUGUAUACCCCAAAGAACUAGUAAGGUUGGAGAGUGGUAAUGUUUGGUUCACAUUGGACUGAUACUCUCCUUAAAUGGCUUUAUGCUCGUUUAAUCUCAUUUGUAAAAUCUUUAUGAGAAGGUUCUCAUUUAAAAUGAGAUCAUUUCAUUGUGUAUGUACUAAAGAAUAAGCUGUCUUUAGCAGAAAUUGAUUGAAGUAAUGAAAACAGCAUUCCAAAGGGCUUCCUCAGAUCCCUAAAGUGGCUUUUGCUCUGCAGUAUUUCUGGAUCCCCCUGACGUCAGGGAAGUGAAAAGAAAGAAGUGGCCAACUGCUGUUCUUACAUGACUUAACUCAAGACUCCUCUUUCUCUGAAAUUGCCUUCCAUGCUCACUGGACCAGGAGUGGACCUGGUCAGUUAGACAUUCUCAUUUGAAAAUGUGGAGUUGAACAGCAAGAGUUUGACCAAGUUUCUCAAAUGUGGCAGGAUUUAAAAUGUUUCAUUUCAGUAGCUACGAAGAUUAGAUUAUUCUAUACAGUCUGAGGAACAGGGGUACACUUUUAAAUGGUUUCUUACAGAACAAAAUUCAAAAGAAAAUAAAGGUAGUAGACUUACAAGAAUUAAAAUACAAUAACCAAAAAAAAAAAAAAAAAGCCCAGGAAUUGCUUCAUUGAGUUAAGAG